GAGGGGCCACAAGCAAUGCAGCCUUUCGCAGGGGAGUCGAAUACCUGGGCAGCUCCAAAGCAGGCGCAGUUCAUGGUGGGUGCGAAGGGACGGGGUACGGUGCACAGUCCCAACAUUACACUGGUACUAGAAGUACCAUCUUUCCCGCCUUCGCACAGCAGCACAAUGCAUGCAUGUGGUCGCACGCACCGAGGUGGGGAGGCACGUGGUGAAAAGAAGUGUGCAACUAGGGCAUGACAAACAGUACGGACCGCUCUGGACAAGAACACAAUGCAGCGUUAUUGACGUGCUUGAAAAAACGCGACAUGCACAAGCGAACAUGACGUGAAGUGGGCACAGGGUGGGUCAGGAUGGGUGCUGGUGGGCGCACCUGGGCGCACAGCUUCGUAUGCCCAUAUCGGGUGAGAACUGUAGGCUUGCAAACCGUUGGCAUGGCCGGAUGUGGAUGAACGGCACCAUCUCCGUGGGCUGGAGGGGCUCCACCCGAAGCGUGGGGGCCGGGGAUGAGAUGACAGUAGGCCAAAAUGCCGUGGGCGCAUCCGCCUUCAAAUUGUUUACGGUGCUACAGUUAUAGCUCUGCCUAUCGCAUAAUAUUGAGGUUCAUCCCACCAUGUCCGCGAUAAUAGGCAGCCAUUCACAAUUGCGUUUGGCUACGCCGAGGAAUGGCGCGCCGCAAGCACCCCGACGUUUAAGAGGUGGAGCUUUAGGCCUUACCAUGUGUACAGAUUGCUGGCGCGGCGUUGCGGGGCCGGAGGGAGUCGGCCCAAGGCUCGGACGGGGGUCGCUGGUGGUGCCUCACCCGACAUCCGCAGCAACGGCAAAUAAAGAGCGGCUGUCAAUGCUGCAGCUCCAGCCGUCCUGCGCUCGGAACGUGUCUGCCUCGGCAUUACCGGACGGCAGUGGCGGCAGCAGUGGCGGCAGCGUCCCCGGAGCUGAGGGCAGCGGUGACGCCGCGGGGCCCUCUGGCCGCGACGCCACGUCGCGGCCACGCACAGGCGCCGAUGCGUCCCGGGAUCCCAACGGGCAUCAAGUGGCGAUGGGAUCAGAGGGAGAAGGGACACGGAGUGCCGGUGCUAGCGGCAGCGCAGAAGCGGGCGCGCAGGCGGGCGCGGAGGCGGAGCCGCCUCCGAGCCUGGGCGUGCGCACCGCGCUGUCCAUGCUGGCCUUCUACCGCAACGUCAUGUCGCCAUUGAUGCCCUCCACAUGCCGCUUCCUGCCCUCCUGCUCCAACUACUCCAUUGAGAGCUACAAGAAGUUCGGCGUGAUCAAGGGCUCCGUGCUGACAGCCUGGCGCCUGAUGCGGUGCAACCCCUGGGGCGGUCGCGGCUACGACCCCCCGGCCUGGCCGCCUGUGGGCCUGGAGGCGGUAUACGCGGUGCCGUACACCCCCGAGAUCACGGUGGUGGGGGGCGUGUGGCUGGCCUACUGGUUCGUCGCCUCCACCAUCGACUCAAUUGCGUGGUAGCCGUCGUGCAAGGGCGGCGGCGGCGAGUGGCAGCAGCGGCAGCAAGGGCGGCGGCAGCGAUGGCAGUUUUGGUGUGUUGUUGGGCCUUGCCUGUGUCCGGCAGCGCUCUGUGGCGCGUGUGUGUUGUGACGCGGUAUGUCCAUUCGGCAGCUGUGCUGUGUUGGGUGGUGCAUUGGGAUACAGAUGCCGCAGGCCGCCGUGCGGCUGGUGGACGUUGAGUUGGUGACAGUCCGUGUGGGGCGUCGGUGGUGGAGCUGUUGAGGGACGGCUGCAGCUGUGCCCGACGAGGAGGAUACGAAGGGUGCGAAAUGUCUGACGCAGGCACAGAUAGAGCCAUG
This is a messenger RNA of Chlamydomonas reinhardtii, 1803 nucleotides long. RefSeq lists its product as uncharacterized. The record is from RefSeq and is a predicted model, not a curated record. The transcript has 5 exons. NCBI's taxonomy places the organism in Eukaryota, Viridiplantae, Chlorophyta, Chlorophyceae, Chlamydomonadales, Chlamydomonadaceae. Bases 716 to 1465 code for a protein of 249 amino acids.